UGAAGUUCGUUCAUGUGAUACUCUUGAAUAUUAAUUUUAUUGACAACAUCAAUUUAUAGCGUAAACGAAGCGGACGGGAAAAGCUUCUCCGAGUCGCUCGCUUUCGUUCAAAACAGCGUCUCAAAUUCCCAGAGAAGAAUAUGAUUGAGAAAAUUUAGGAGGGAAGAACAGAGCAGAGGCGGAGACAAUGGAGAGCGGAGGCACUCGAAUGGGAAGCAGAUCAUCAACACGCUACGGACCCGCCUCUGUUUUCAGUGGUCCUGUUCGCAAGUGGAAGAAACGUUGGAUUCCUUAUCCCUCCUCCUCCUCCACCACCACUUCCACCUCCUCCACAGCACCCACUUCCAAGCUUUGCCUCUACAAAUGGACUUCUAUCAAUGGUGGGACCAAGGACGAGACAGCCGAGGAACCUCCUCCCCGCAAGGUUCACUAUGUUCCGGCAUGUGUGAUUGAAGAGCAAAGGAAAGAGGCUGUGAAUGCUGAAGAGGAGACAGAGAAUGCUGAAGUUGCAGCGGCAACUGAGGACUCAAACAAAGGUGACACUGAAAUGGCAGAAGCUGUGGAACCCGUGACUGUUGAUGCUGAAGAAGCAAAGGUGGACCCCUAGGCUAGUGAGAUUUUAUUCAAAUCUCACAGUUUUUGCGGUGCAUUUUCAACUAAUUAGUUGCCUUUUACGCUCUUGUAUUUCAGUUGUUCCCAACAGAGUUGCCAAUCUCUUGCUCAUCAAGUUUUUAGAGCAGCUCCAUAGUUCUUUCAUUUUUGUUGUCAAUUCAUUCUAUGUAGAAUGCUCAUAUGGAAAUAUCCAGAUAAUGGACAACUUGCAAUUUGGGUUUUGAUCUAUUGGUCACUGAAUCAUUGGCUGUCACAAUGGUGGAUUUGCAUUUAAUUUGUGUAUUAUGACACCAGUUUGCAAUAUUGAUUUUAAUCUGUAUCUAAUAACGUGUCUGUAAUGUUUUCUCAAUA
Cryptomeria japonica (Japanese cedar) is the source of this 963-nucleotide messenger RNA. RefSeq lists its product as uncharacterized. The transcript has 3 exons. Bases 188 to 607 code for a protein of 139 amino acids. The record is from RefSeq and is a predicted model, not a curated record. NCBI's taxonomy places the organism in Eukaryota, Viridiplantae, Streptophyta, Pinopsida, Cupressales, Cupressaceae.